ACGCCAUGCUGAUUUCAAGGUCCAGAUUGUAAGACAGUCGGUCUGAACAAGACCCAGUGAACAUCCCACAAGCAUAUACUCCGUCACGCCGUCAACCACCCACUCGUACCAAAAAUUCCGUGGUACAGCCCCUCGCAACAAUGGCAACCGUGUCCAUGACGAGCGAUUUGGAACCUUACCUGGCAUCGCUCCGAUCGUAUCUGGCCCAGAACAAGCCUUCGGCAGAAAAUUCAGCUGAAGAGCCCACCAAUGCGGUCCACAACCAUGACGAUCGGGAUGCUCAGCGAGAUCAGCCGUAUCCGAAAGCAGGAAAAGACAACAAUCGUGUUGGCCAUACGCGCCCUGUCAUGAAGAACCGCCCCUGCCGAACACACUAAAAAACGUGCCAUUCAACCAAGGA
Messenger RNA from Aspergillus sclerotioniger CBS 115572, 400 nucleotides. RefSeq lists its product as uncharacterized. The coding region runs from base 141 to 377 and encodes 78 amino acids. NCBI's taxonomy places the organism in Eukaryota, Fungi, Ascomycota, Eurotiomycetes, Eurotiales, Aspergillaceae. The record is from RefSeq and is a predicted model, not a curated record. The transcript has a single exon.